Messenger RNA from Toxotes jaculatrix (banded archerfish), 5543 nucleotides. RefSeq names its product sorting nexin 13 (gene snx13). Gene Ontology annotation, cellular component: early endosome. Gene Ontology annotation, molecular function: phosphatidylinositol binding. The transcript is spliced from 25 exons. Gene Ontology annotation, biological process: positive regulation of GTPase activity. NCBI's taxonomy places the organism in Eukaryota, Metazoa, Chordata, Actinopteri, Toxotidae. The record is from RefSeq and is a predicted model, not a curated record. The coding region runs from base 147 to 3047 and encodes 966 amino acids.
CGUAAACCUGGCAAACAUGGCGACGCUCCGAAGAGAGUACGGAGAUUGGAAAUACGACCGUUUUUAACCGAGAAAAUAACCUCCUCUUCGCAUGUUACAAUGUGGUGGGGUUAGCCGGAGCCACCACGCGCACAGCCUUUUAGACGAUGUUUGCAGAGGCCAGUCUGUCCAUCUGGGGAUGGGGGGGUCUUGGAGUCGUGCUGUUCCUCGUCACCUUUGGACCCUUUGCCAUAUUCUACCUGGCCUUUUAUAUCUUCUGCUUCAUUGGAGGGGGCUUUGCGGUCACUCUGCUCUACGGAAAGAUCAACUCCGAGAAACACCUGGAGAAAUGCGAGCAUUCAUACUUGCCACCCACACAGAUUGGUAUACUGAAGACAUUGGAUGAGAUGAAGCUGGAGAUGAAGCCUAUAAAGAUUGACAGGAGACUGACUGGCUCCAGUUUCAUAGAUGAACCACUACAACAGGUGAUCCAGUUUGCUCUGAGAGACUAUAUCCAGUACUGGUACUACACCCUGAGUGAGGAUGAGUCCUUCUUAUUGGAAAUCAGACAGACGCUGCAGAAUGCCCUUGUCCAGUUCUCCACACGGUCCAAAGAGGUGGACUGGCAGCCUUACUUCACCACUCGCCUGGUGGACGACUUUGCCACCCAUUUACGUGUCUUUAGAAAAGCCCAGGAUCGCCUCGCCGACCGAGAGGACAAGCAAAGAGACAUAACGGAGGAGCUGGUGGAAUCGUUCUUCGAGGCCGAGGUGGAGAUGGAGAGGAAGAUUUGUCGAGAUGUAGUGUGCACUUCACAUAAAGAUGAAGAAGGUUUCCUUCGGGACUUGUGUGAGUUGCUUCUGUACCUGUUACUACCUCCUGGAGAUUUCCACAACAAGAACAUGAGAUACUUCCUUAGGGAGGUGCUGGCGCGUGGUGUGCUGCUUCCUCUGAUUAACCAGCUGAGUGACCCAGACUACAUCAACCAGUUUGUCAUCUGGAUGAUACGGGACUCCAGCUGUAACUAUGAAGCCUUCAUGAAUAUCCUGAAGUUGACAGACAAGCCUGCUGAGCUCGAGGCUGUGAAGGACAAGGUGCUGGAGGAGCUGCAGUACCUCCGUUCCCUGGACACUGCUGGCGAUGACAUCAAUGUGAUCAAGAACCAGAUUAACAGUCUCCUGUUUGUGAAGAAGGUGUGUGAGACCAGGAUCCAGAGGCUGCAGUCUGGCAAGGAGGUGGAUGCCUUGAAGCUGGCAGCCAACUUUGGCAAGCUGUGUGUUAUCCCACUGGAUCACAUCCUCGUCCACAACAUAGCCCUGCAGUUCUUCAUGGACUUCAUGCAGGCAGCGGGGGCCCAGGCCGAGCUGUUUUUCUGGCUCACCGUGGAGGGCUACAGGGUGACGGCACAGCAGCAGCUGGAGGCCAUGCAGGGCUGGCAGAAGGAUGGCAAGAAGCAGCCCAGCGCCACCAAGGGACUGCUGAAGGCCGCUGCACUUGGCGUCUAUGAACAAUACCUCUCCGACAAGGCGUCCCCAAGGGUGCAAGUGGACGAGGCGUCAGUGACAAAACUGGGGGAGAAGCUGCAGAAAGAUGAUCCCACGCCAGAGAUAUUUGAUGAAAUCCAGAGAAAGGUGUAUGACAUGAUGCUACGUGAUGAGCGCUACUACCCCUCCUUCAAGCAGAGCCCUCUCUACGUCCGCAUGCUAGCAGAGCUGGACAUGUUGAAAGAGCCGAGCUACCGGGGAUCUGACGACGGCGAUGGAGAAUCUUUUAAUGGCUCUCCCACAGGAAGCAUAAACCUGUCUUUGGACGACUUGUCCAACUCCUGCCAUGAUGAAUCUAUGCACCUACAGGCCUUCAUCUCCGACACAGCUGACACUUGUCUCCCCGGCUUCUGGGGUGCUGCAGGGGUUUGCAACGACCACGGUAAGACCUAUGCGCUGUACGCCAUCACUGUGCUCAGACGCAACCAGGACGGCAGCGAGGACUGCUGGAAGACCUACCGCCGCUACUCGGACUUCCACGACUUCCACAUGAGAAUCACUGAACAGUUUGAAAACCUGGCAUCGAUCCUCAAACUACCUGGGAAAAAAACGUUCAACAACAUGGACAGAGACUUCUUGGAGAAGAGAAAAAAAGACCUCAAUGCUUACCUACAGUUGCUGCUGAACCCAGAGAUGGUGAAGGCCUGCCCAACUCUGAUUCCUUAUGUCUAUGACUUCCUAGAAAACAAGGCCUACAGCAAGGGCAAAGGAGAGUUUGCACGAAAGAUAGACACAUUUGUAAAUCCUUUGAGGAGCUCCAUGAGGAAUGUGUCCAAUGCAGUGAAAGCCCUGCCAGACAGUCUGGCUGAAGGGAUGACCAAAGUGUCUGACAACAUGGGUCGCAUGUCAGAAAGACUGGGCCAGGACAUCAAACAGUCCAUACUGAAGGUGCCUCCACUCCUCCCCAAGUCUGAAAUCGACCCUGAACACUGUCGAGUCUCCGCCCAGCUUGAUGACAAUGUGGACGAUAACAUCCCACUGAGGGUGAUGCUGCUGCUGAUGGAUGAAGUGUUUGACCUUAAGGAGAAAAACCAGUGGCUGCGCAGGAACAUUAAGAACCUGCUGCAGCAGCUCAUCAGAGCCACGUAUGGAGACACCAUCAACAGGAAAAUUGUGGAUCAUGUGGACUACUUGACCUCACCAGAGCAGGUGGCAGACUACGUCAAGAAGUUCAGGGAUUCCUACUGGCCCAACGGUAUACUGGCUGAGACACCGCCCCGUCGGGACAAGAGCAUCCGCAUGAGGACACGAGUAGCUGCCAAGACCAGCCUGCUGGGUAUCAUGCCAGAUGAGCUGAAGCACAUCAUCGGAGCAGACACCACGAGAAAGGGCAUCCUGCGCGUCUUUGACAUGUUUCAGUACCAACCCAUGAACCGCCGGCUAGUCUACGUUUUCCUGGAGGGCUUCCUGGAGACAAUGUUCCCCCAGUACAAAUUCCCCGAGCUCUUUGUCAAGCUGCACUCCCGCUCGCCUCGCAUCCACAGAUACAGCCAGAAACUCAAAUCCUCCUCCCUAAAGAGGUGACAGGAAACGACGGAGGCUACAGGACCGACUAGUCACACACAGACUUGAGAGCUGAGUGAGAGCAGGGGUGGUUUGAUGUGAACGUUGAGGUAUGUGUGCGCGUGAUUUCUGCCCUUCCACUCCCCCCCCCCACACACACACACUUUUGUGACGAAAACAGUUCCAAUUACCCAGCUAAUUUUUUUUCUGUCAAAACAGACUGAAGGAUGAACAACACACACUCUGCCCUGCUCUCGCUCUGUGACACACACAUGCGCAAACACAAGUUCUGUAAUUUGCACCAAGACUGAACAUGGCAGUCUUGUUUUAGUAACUGUACCCCACCCCCACCCCCCUUUUUGGACUUUUUAGUUGUGUUUAGCUUUAUCCUGGGCCAGUCAAUGCUGCUUUCAUGUGGUCCAGACAGCAGACCACAGAUACUGUAUUGUUUUUAAACUGCAGGAGUAGAUAGCAUAGACCCACACCUUGCCUUACCUUCCCGCUUCUGUCCUUCGGCCAGCUCAGUCCGCCGUCUCUGAACUGGCCCCUCAGCUGUAGUCAAAAUUACACUCGUGCUGUAGACAUUUGAUCUGCAAAAGCUGCACACUUUCAAACAUGCAUUAUUUUGUUUUCAUAGCAACCAAAUAUGUCAAUAGCACUGGGUGGCGCUGUUUUUAAAAUGUGACUGAACAGAUAUGGGUCGAAAGGAUUUUUAUUUUUAUUCUCAGAAUUUUUUGCAGCCUCAACGCUUCUCUUGAAACAUAACAAUGCUUUUUCUUUUUUUUUUUGCUUUCCAAAGUGUGACACAUCAGUGCCGCCCAUGAUCCUCAAAGAAUAGGCCACAUCCCCUUUAAUGCUACUGCUACAACCUGUGACGACCAAAGCUCAUGCUGUUCAUACGUGUGUGUGUGUGUGUGUGUGUGUGUGUGUGUAUGUGUAUGUGUGUGUGUAUUGAUUUAAUGUUGGGAUACUUACUUACUUACUGUGCUUCAUAUCGAUAAUCAUGUGAAGAAAGAGAACACAGCAUUGACCUUUACUGACCUAAAAAGGUGAGGCUGAGAAGACACACACACCGAAGUGUGUUACAGUUGAGGGAAGCUCAGCUCUGGCUGUCCAAGCAAACUAUCAAAGAAUGUACUCUCUGGUCUACUCUUUAUUUGGCUGACUUCGCGUGAAUGGGGUGUGUGGAUGUGUGUGUUUAGCACGAAGAUGCAGCCCUCUUCAGUCAGAAACUGUGCCAGUGUGAGUUUGUGAACCAGCCUUAAAACUACAUACAGUAUAUACUGACCGAGAGACGCACGCUAGAGGUAGCUCUCCUUCACACGACUGAACGCUACAAGGAAAUCAAGAUAGAGAUAUGGAGAUAUAUCCCUAAUCACUUUUAUUCAGAGGAAAUGUCUUUUAAUUUUGUGCAAUAUCUUUUGUUUCUUUAAUGCAUGUGCAUUUUGAAUCAUUGUAUACUGAAAAAGUAAUUCAUAUUGUUUUAAUAGUAGAGAACAUGAAAGGAGUUUCCCCAGAAAUGUCUUCUUAUCCCAACAACUUAACAUUCCGUUGUUGUAAAAGUACAAUGUUUAUUUUACAGACUUGUUUUAUAAGUCUGAGGGUUUUGGGGUUUUUUUGUUGUUGUUUUUUUGGGGUGUGUGUGGGGGUAUUUUCCGUUUAUCCUUCGCCCAAUCGUGUGGAAUCUGUGUUUUGGGCGAUUGGGUGGUGUUGGGGAAGGGGGAUUAUUGUGUCACAGCCCGAUUAUUAGCUCAUUGGGCUGUAGCUAGCUCAGAGGCGGCCUCAAACAGCUGCUUCUUUUUAACUGAUAAGUGGCGUUUUAUGCAUUCAAGCCUGUUCUUUUGAGUGUGAACAGAUCUUUGUUGUUAUGAACUGACAGUUGGAGGGACCGCCCCCCUCAUCUUCCUCCUGUCCAAUAGACUCACAGGAGAGCCACAUCCUGUGACCAGUGGAAUCACUGCUAAUGAGCACUUACCGUAGCAACUGUGGGAGGGCCUCUCCCAUUGGCUGGACAGAGCCCCAUUCUGCUGAAGUCAUUGGAUGGAAUUCCCUCGUCUGCUGUGAUUUGCUUACACCAAGCAGCCAUGGUGGACUCUGAUUGGCUUGAGUAGGAGGACAUGACUUGAGCCUCUUUCACUGGGAGGUGACUAUUUUGUCCCCGUGAUGGAGAUGUCACCUUUAACUUUCUGCACACCUCUCCAUACAGGAAGGCUUGUCAUUUUUUUUAACCCCAGUAUAUAUGAAUCUAUGAUAAUGAAAAUUGUGCAUAUCUGUGUACAGUAUGUGUUAAUAGUGUGCCUAAAUGUACUGUCAACUCUAUUUUCAUAUUUUUCUUUAACCAAAAAAGCAAAAAUACAAACAAACAAAAAAAAAACACAUCAAUCAGAAUGUCAUAAUUUUACGCGACUGAAAAUGACUUUAGGGUGUUUUUUUGCAUCAUGCUUAUCAAACUCUUCCUUGUGAGCAGUUGUGCUCAGAUCAGUAUAACACUAAUAAAAGGUAACUCAGACUAACUGA